Messenger RNA from Cercospora beticola, 819 nucleotides. RefSeq lists its product as uncharacterized. Lineage: Eukaryota; Fungi; Ascomycota; Dothideomycetes; Mycosphaerellales; Mycosphaerellaceae. The record is from RefSeq and is a predicted model, not a curated record.
AUGGCAGACCCUCUGAGUGUUUCAGCCGCGGUCGUCAGCCUGGUGGUCCCCACCUUACAUGGUGCACGACUUCUUCUGGACGAUCUUGAGAAGAUCACAAAUGCGCCGGAAACUGUUGCACAGUUGACAGGGGAAGCUAAAUCGAUCAGCAAAUACCUCAGCUUGCUCAAAGGCAUCGGAGCACCAGUGUGGUCAUCCCUAGGAAUGAACAUUGGCGAUCAAUCAAAGGCGACCAUCCAAAGUUGUGAGGAGGCUUGCAGCACAAUUCGUAGUGACAUCCUACGUUGGACCAAGCGGCCUGCAAGUGGCAAACUUUCCUGGAUUGACCGAGUGAAAGUUGGAUUCUUUCGCGAUCAGCAGCUCCAAGCAUAUUUCGACAGGCUCCGAACUCAUAGACUCAGUCUGCAAUCGGUCGUUGGCGUUGCUACCUUAUACUCCUCAAUUCGCAAUUCCCAAACGAACAACGAAAUCAGAGACCUCGUAACAGCCGCUAGCGACCGCACUCAAACAGAAGUCGCAGUAGUCCAGCGCAAACUGGAAGAAGUACAACUCCGUUCAACACCCGAAUCCACUACCAGUAACGAGGACGCCACCGAGUACGACCGGGAUGCAAUUGCAACAAGUUUAGAAGAUCUCCUGGAAGCACUCAAAUUAUCACAACCACUCUUACGGGAGCUGCUCUCACGAUCAGACCCUGCUGAAGUUGAACGAAAUGCCCAAAAGAGCGGCACUACGACCACCAUCACGUUCGGUACGAACGACAGAGGCAUGCAAGUUGGCGUCAGUCAUGGCCAGAUUCAGUUUAGAAGCGGCAGUUGA